Molecule: messenger RNA, 1317 nt
Organism: Psylliodes chrysocephalus
Lineage: Eukaryota; Metazoa; Arthropoda; Insecta; Coleoptera; Chrysomelidae
Source: the annotation of a GenBank genome assembly
AUGAGAGCUGCUUUGGCGUUGGUAAAGGAGAAGUAUCCAUCAAUCAUACCUCUUGGUUGCCUUGCUCAUCUCUUACACCUUCUGUGUGAAGAAAUCUUAAAGUACAAUUCUUUUAUGGCAACUGUUACUAGCAUAGUAAAAACUAUUAAGAACAGCCAUGUCCUAAAAGCAUUAUUUGGCAGGUUUCAAUUGGAAAAAAGUCAAAAGACAAGAGUUUCUUUGAAACUGCCUGGUCAAACAAGAUGGGGAAGCAACUUGUUUUGUUUACAGAGUUUAUUAUCAAAUAAAUAUGCGCUUCAAAAACUAGCUGUCAGUGAAGAAGCAGAAAUCUCAUCAGAAAUGAAAAGACAGAUACUUAAUGACGGUGUGUUUUGGGUCAGAGUAGAAAAAAUGGUAAAUCCAAUUGUUGAGCUUAUCUUUGCCCUUGAAUCAAACACCCCCCUGAUUCAUAAUGUUUAUACAAAGUUUUACAAUAAAUGCCAGAAUUUACACUUCACAUAGUUCAGAUGAAAUCUACAAGCUUCAACAGCUUUUGCAAAAAAAAAUUUUGGUUAUAGACAUCACAGAAAACAGGGGUGGUGAUAGAAAAAGCACUUGUCUGAGGUUAAGAAAAAUUCUGUUAGACAAUACAUUGGUUCCCUACCUGCUUAUGCAUAGAAACAAAUCUAAGAGAGUAUACCUUAGAUGUGAUCUGAAUAUCAAGAAACUUCAUAAAGCAUACAAUUCCAUGACUGAAAACAAUUUGCGUGGCUCUUGCAAUGUUUUGACGUGUCUUCAACAAGGACUUUAAUAUUAGAUUCAAGAGUCCAGCAACUGACGUGUGUAGUUACUGGGGAAAGACUAGAAACCUCGUAAAAAAUGCUAUUGGUGAAGCCAAAGUUAACUUGUUACAACUCAGAAUUCAUAAAAGAAGAGCUCAAGCUUAUAUGAACUCAUGAAAGAAGAACAUAAAGGAGACAUUAUUUACUGCUUUGACAUGCAACAAGUGCAGCAGUUACCCAAAACUCCUAUUCAAGAAGCAUUUUAUGCUCGGCAACUUUCAUUCUAUAAUCUAUAUAUUACAGAUGUAAAAAAUGCUAACCCAAUCUUCUACACUUGGACUGAAAAGCAAGUUGGGAGAGGGUCAACUGAAGUUUCUUCAGCUCUCCUGAACUUCUUGGAAACAUGUGAUUUUAAUAGACAAAAGGUAUUAAAGCUCUUCUGUGAUGGAUGCGGAGGACAAAACAAAAACAACAUUGUUAUCCACACAUUAAUGUAUUUCCUUCCAAUCCACCAUAAAAAAUUAAGUUAAACAAAAAAUAUGAUAAAAUGUUUUCA